Messenger RNA from Penicillium coprophilum, 309 nucleotides. RefSeq lists its product as uncharacterized. The transcript has a single exon. Lineage: Eukaryota; Fungi; Ascomycota; Eurotiomycetes; Eurotiales; Aspergillaceae. The coding region runs from base 1 to 309 and encodes 102 amino acids. The record is from RefSeq and is a predicted model, not a curated record.
AUGAAGCCAUCCGCCUUUCUGGUCUUUCUCGCCCCAGCUGCCGUCCUAGCAGAAUCACAACAACCCGCAGGCGCCAGCCUUUCCUCUGAUUUCGCGCACAACUCCCCCGCCGUCUCAUUACCAGAACUUCCUCCCCGGGAGCAAUUCGCUCCCUUUACGGAUCGCGACGUGCCAACUGAUGAGAUGCGCUUGCUCGCUGCUCGCUAUGUCCUCCAGGCGCGCAGUGAAGGUUCCCUCGGCCAAACGCCGUGGAUUGGCAUGGCUAUCGGGUUAACCUUUACUGCUUUGACGGCCGUGAUGCUCGGGUGA